This is a messenger RNA of Symbiodinium sp. CCMP2592, 273 nucleotides long. Lineage: Eukaryota; Dinophyceae; Suessiales; Symbiodiniaceae. The record is from the annotation of a GenBank genome assembly.
AUGCGAGGAUGUGUGGACGACAAGUUGGGUGGAUACCACCAUGUCGGAACAGAGCUUUGGUUUCCGCAUGGUGACUACCUGAAUGGCGUGAUGUGUCUGUACAGGGAGUGUGUUGGAGUUCCGGCUGGAGAAGAUCUGAGCUGUGCAGAUGGGCUGUACUUUCCGCAAGACGCCGAUGUGCUGGACCACCAUGGCUAUUUCAAAGUGUUGGAUAAUGGCUUUUGUGGCACCGGCAACAGCACGGGCACAAUGCACGACGUGAUCCUUGUUUGA